Messenger RNA from Brassica napus (rape), 345 nucleotides. RefSeq names its product zinc finger CCCH domain-containing protein 4-like. The transcript has 2 exons. Lineage: Eukaryota; Viridiplantae; Streptophyta; Magnoliopsida; Brassicales; Brassicaceae. The coding region runs from base 1 to 345 and encodes 114 amino acids. The record is from RefSeq and is a predicted model, not a curated record.
AUGAGACCCAUCGGAACAUCAUCAUUACCAGAAGCCAAUGAGGCUGGAAAGAAAGAUCCCAAAGAAUGCAACCACGUCCAUGAUAAUAAGAAGUCACACGGCAAAGGUCGAAGUAGAUUCAAGGGACGUGGCCGUGACAGCUAUGGCCGGCAAGGAAACCACAAUAACCGUGGUCGUGGUUCCAGCUGUGGCCGAGGCAAUUAUGGCCGUGGUCGAGAGAGCCUUAAGAACAAGAACCCAGAAGCCCAUAUGGUUUAUGAUACCGUGUAUGAUGCUGAUGAUGAUUCCGACCUUGAAAGGGACGACCUCUUGGAUUUUGAGACUUCUGAUUGUCUCAAAGAAUAA